GCCCUCCUGAGUGUGCUGACCUCAAACAACACCCGGAAUGCAGCUCCCACCCUCAUAAUCAGCCCUCCACUAUCUGCAUCAGCCCUCGAAUGCCUUCGAAUCCGCCCUGUCUUUCACUCCAGAAUCUGCAUCGAGGCCACCGACGACGCCGCCGCUGCCUUUUCUUCGACAUGGAAGUCCUCUCUAUAGCCGAUUUUGAACAGGAGCAGAUGGCGGAACUCGAUCACAAUAUGGCAUCAGCAAUUGACCAGCUGGUCAGCCUGACACAGCCGGAAGUCUAUGGGCCGACCCUCCAAGAUCUGCUCUACCGCUUUGGCAAUCUGAGUCUCGACGAGGAUGCCUCCAAUCCGCAUUUCGACUUCUCUCUUCCCUCUACCUGCCAGCAGUGGCCUGGACCACGAUUUGGCGCUUUCUCUCUCCACAAAGCAAUCACUAAGCCUUCCAGCAAAUCCAAAGCUAAGCGACCUGGAGCGGAUGGCCAUAACAGGAUCGUCAAGCUGCCGAAGCCGCAUCCGAGACCGCUCAAGAUGAAGCCGAUAAGUGUCACCGCUCCCAAGGUUUGUACAUCAGUCGCCUCUCGAGAUCCGCCCCUUCGCCUGCUUGAUCUUCCCGCAGAGAUACGAAAUCUCGUGUGGAGUCUACUGGCUGUUCACGAGGAGCAGCUUGAAGCCCAGCUGCGACAGAUCAGACCUUGCAAGAAGCUCACCACUCACCGUAAAAGCUUCGUCCGACGCUUUCCCCAAGAGCCGGUCGUUGCAAUGGUCAACAAACAGGUGCGGCGAGAGGUUCUCUCCAUCUUCUACGGGACCAAUCACUUUUGCUUCGAAAGGAACGCAUGUGCCAGGUUUGCCAAGUACAGCAUGCUCAAUCCGCCCAACAUGCUAAAGUGGAAGCCCACGGGGGACUUGGCAGGCUUCCUCACGUCUAUCGACCUCCGAUUCAAUGCACUCCCGAGGACGCUCGGCAUGGUACAGAUCGUCUAUGACCUGAAGCGCAAACCAGAUGGGUGCAUCACGGUGGAUGUCACUGUCGAGAAGACCACUGGCAAGAAGAUCAAGAAAUUUGAUGGCGAACAGUUCUGUUUGUGCGAUGAAUUGAGCGUUGCAGCAGCGAUCGUGGCAUCGAAUGAAAUGGAUCGCGAGCGGGACCUUGCGGACUGCGCGAUGAACGUGGUUCGAACGCGACAUGAUAGGCUAUUCGCAGGACCAGCCAUGCAAACGACGAAGCUCGGUAAUUUCUUCCCUCCCAGCCAAACAUGCAUGAUAUGUGAGAAGGCGACUUUCGAGAUAGUUUACAGCGGCCUAUGAGGAGGAGUGCCAAGGAGGGGAUUCGUGCGAGGUGAUUGGUGGUACUUGCUGCGAAAUGAAUCACGAGCGUCUACGGUAGCGAAGAAUGUGCUCUACGAAAU
Messenger RNA from Sphaerulina musiva SO2202, 1408 nucleotides. RefSeq lists its product as uncharacterized. The record is from RefSeq and is a predicted model, not a curated record. The coding region runs from base 90 to 1307 and encodes 405 amino acids. NCBI's taxonomy places the organism in Eukaryota, Fungi, Ascomycota, Dothideomycetes, Mycosphaerellales, Mycosphaerellaceae. The transcript has a single exon.